Messenger RNA from Bacillus rossius redtenbacheri, 5150 nucleotides. RefSeq names its product enolase-phosphatase E1 (gene Enoph). The transcript has 6 exons. Bases 115 to 4587 code for a protein of 1490 amino acids. Gene Ontology annotation, molecular function: magnesium ion binding; acireductone synthase activity. The record is from RefSeq and is a predicted model, not a curated record. Lineage: Eukaryota; Metazoa; Arthropoda; Insecta; Phasmatodea; Bacillidae.
GCUACUUGUCAUCUUGCUCUGCUGGUUGGCUUGGAAGCGGAUCUGUGAAUCGUGAUCGGUUGAGGUGGCUUUUGCAGCUGAUAGAAGGGUGGAAACCCUUCUUUAUUGUUAAAAAUGAGUCUGAAGGCUGAUAAAAGAUUACACGAUUCUUCUAGCACUGCUCAUAAAGCAAAUAUUGUUUUAGUUGACAUUGAAGGAACUACUUCUUCAAUUUCAUUCGUAAAGGACACUUUGUUUCCGUAUGCGCGCCAGAAACUCGACACGCACGUGAGGAGCAAGUGGGACAGUGCAGAGUUCCAGGAGACACUGUCUCUGCUCAGGGAACAGGCGGACAAAGAUGUCGCGGAUGCAGUGGAAGGGGCCGUGCCGAUACCCGACGGCGAUGGAGCGGCGGAUGCGGUCAUCAGGAACGUGCUGUGGCAGAUGGAUCUGGAUCGGAAGACAAAGGCUCUCAAGCAGCUUCAAGGCCACAUCUGGCGGGACGGCUACGAGAACGGAGAUCUGAAAGGACACGUGUACCCGGACGUGGUGCCGGCGCUGAGGGCCUGGGCGGAGGCCGGCCGGCAGGUGUGCGUGUACUCGUCGGGCAGCGUGGAGGCCCAGAAGCUGCUGUUCGGCCACCUGCAGGAGGGCAGCGCGCUGGACAUUUUUUCUGGCCAUUUCGACACUGAAGUUGGUUCAAAAGUAGAAGCAUCGAGCUAUUCUAACAUAGCAAAUAAAUUAGGCAGCAGUCCCGACAACAUAGUCUUUUUCACAGAUGUCGUUAAAGAGGCCGAGGCGGCAACGCGCGCUGGGCUCAGCGCGGUGGUGGUCGUGCGAGAGGGCAACGCUCCCCUGAGCGAGGAAGACAGGGUCAAGUUCCCGGUCGUCACAUCCUUCCAAGACUACGUGUUCGAAGUGUCCACGAAAAAACAGAAACUGUGCUUGGGCAGCGAGCCGGCGGACGCAGGUAAAGUUGCCACCAGCAGGGCACAGGAGUCUGUUGUGUGUGGGUCGGAAAUGGAUGUUGAUGUGGCAUGUGUUAAAGGUGGUGCAGCAACUUGCGAUGAAGAUGAUAAAAUGGAUACCUCUGAAGAUGCUGAAGGUGUUUCCUCCGAAAAUUCUGGUGAAUUAGAAAAAGACUGUGUUAAAUCUCAGUGUGGUGCAUCAGUAAAUGAAAAAGUUCCUUCCCUUCAAAUUUCUGAAAGUUCAAUAGAAACUAAUGUUACAGCAGUCUGCGUGCCAAAGGCUAAUUCAGCAGAGUCCUUCGCAAGCAAAUUAGAGAAUAAUGGACCUACCCAAGAAGGACAAUUAUCUGACAAACCAAAACCUUUGCAUUCAGAUUCAAGUGAAGUGAUGGCUAUCGUAGUUAAGGAGACUGAGAGUUCCACCGUAGAAAAGGAAGAAAUAAGGUCUGACUUAGAAGUCAAAGUUAAACCCGCGGUGGAAAAUGAAGCUAGGGCUAAUGUAGAAACCACAGUGAAGUCCACCAUAGAAAAUGAAGUGAGGCUCUCUGUAGAAAACAAAGAAGUGAAACCCACUGUACAAGAUGAAGGGAAGCUUGCCGAAGAGAACGUCGCGGAAAUUGAAGAUAAUCCCGCGUUGGAAAACGAAGUGAAGACCUUGAUUGAAGAUGAUCAUAGGUCUGCAGUGGAAAAUAAAGUGGAAUCUGCUUCUGUAAAUGAGGCAAAGCUUGCUACAGUGAAUGGAAACUCAAAUAAAAUUGAAGAAUCUGCAGCUCUUCAAAGCAUUAAGAAUGCAGAUAAUUCUGUCCACAAUAAGCCAGAAGCUGAUCAAAGCAAAAAGGGUAAUGAUGAUGUUGAAAGUAAAGUGAAUGAAUUUCAUGACAAAUCUAAAGAAGAUAAACUUAAUUCCGUGUUUCAAAAACACAAAGAAAAUGAGCUUGCGGAUAAAGACUGUUCAGAAGCUAAGACUGAUAACUGUGGAACUAGUGAACCAGUGGUUGGUGCUGACAAAAGUCUAGAAGCAGACAUUCCUGAUGAGAGAGUAUCCAAGACUGAAAAUGUAUCAAGUCCUAAAUCAGGUGCUGGUAAAGAGACUACAACUACUGGAGAGAUAAAGGAUAUGGAAGUGGCUAAAAACUUGAAAGGCAAGGAACCAGAAGCAAGUAGUAUGGACGAAAGCAUUGGGUCUAAGAACUUUAAGGCAGAAGCAGAAGCAAGUAUUAUGGAUGAAAGCAAUGGACCUGAGAACUUGAAGACUGAAGCAGAAGCAAGUUGUGUGGACAAAAGCAAUGGGCCUGAAAACUUGAAAGCUGAAGCAGAAGCAAGUAGUGUGGACAAAGGCACUGGGCCUGAGAACUUGAAGGCUGAAGCAGAAGCAAGUAGUGUGGACAAAAGCAAUGGGCCUGAAAACUUGAAAGCUGGAGCAGAAGAAAGUAGUGUGGAAGAAAGCAAUGGACCUGAGAACUUGAAGACUGAAGCAGAAGCAAGUUGUGUGGACAAAAGCAUUGGGUCUAAGAACUCGAAGGCAGAAGCAGAAGCAAGUAUUAUGGAUGAAAGCAAUGGACCUGAGAACUUGAAGGCUGAAGCAGAAGCAAGUUGUGUGGACAAAAGCAAUGGGCCUGAAAACUUGAAAGCUGAAGCAGAAGCAAGUAGUGUGGACAAAGGCACUGGGCCUGAGAACUUGAAAGCUGGAGCAGAAGAAAGUAGUGUGGAAGAAAGCAAUGGACCUGAGAACUUGAAGGCUGAAGCAGAAUCUGCAGCUAAAGUUGGUCAGAGUAAAUCAGACAUUGGUUCAGAUGUCGAAAAGAAGUCUGUUGGUGAAUCUGUUCCAGUUCCGGUCGAAGAGGAAGAGGAAAGAAUGGAAAUACAUAAAGUCUGUGAUGAGCGUAGAACUGAAGCAAAGCCUGAUGCAGAGGAAAAUGUAGCAAUUCCUGAAUCUGUUUCCAUGGUGGAGACUGCUGGACCAGAUGGAAAUAAAACUGUUGCACCUUGUGAAGAGUCGAAGAUGGAAGUAACUGCUUCUGGUGGAAAUGAAAUACCAUCUCUGGAGGAACCAAAAGCAAGUACUGCCAAGGUCACCAAUUUAUCAAAGGUGGAAAGGAACCAAGACGAAGUGUUAGCCAGUGCAGAAUGCAAGACUGUUGUAAAUGUCUGUGCAUCAGCACCAAGUGAUGAUACAUCCAAAGAAUUGCAUGGUGAGCCAGAGGAGCCAAUGGACGUAGGUGAUGGUGAGACCAAAACACCUGAAGCGUCGACUGGCGGAAAUCAGGCAGUUCCGAUGGUCACGGAAUCUGAGGCAGAAUGCGAGCAGGUGUCGGGAAUGACAUGUAUUUCUGGUCAAGCAAACAAAGUUGAAGGUGCUGAUGUGUCCUCUGCAGUUCCAAGUGCCAACAAAAACUCGCUUGUUGAAUUAAUGGAUGUGGAUGUCAGUUGUGAGCCAAAAUUAAGUGAUGCAAGUGUUGUGGUGUCGCCAAAAGAGAUUGUGCAAAAAUCUGAAUCGCCUAGUUUAGAGAAAGAGAAAAUAACUGAAAUAAUUACUUCCGGAGUUUCGCCCCAGAAACCUCUGGAGGCAGAUAAUGUUUUACAAUCAGAGAAACUUCAGACUGAUGAAAGAUUAGAAAGUGAAAAUGGUCAAGAUCCCUGUAAGUCAACGACAAACGUGGGAAGUGAUGAUCUAAAUGAUGAGAAAAUGGAUUGUUCAGAAGUGGAAUGCGGAAUUGAUCAGGUCAACACAAAGUCUGAAACAACAGUGUCACAGCCACCAUCAACGAAAUCAAUAGAACCUUGUGAUGAGUUGUCCCCCCGAAGCGAAGCGAAAAUUGUGACUAUGGACAUUCCUUCAAGUGACUCGGAUAAGGAUAUGAAAAAUGAGACUGAGAAAACUGAUGUUCCUGUGGUAGUUUCGCAGAUUGAGUCUGUUAGUGUGAAUUGUGAUAAUAAAGAGGAGUCUUCUGCUGCUAAAGAUGAUGCGGGUGAUUUAGAAUUACCAGAUAAGAAAGAUGCUGAAGAGGCAGUAGAGAAAUCUGAAUGUGUAGUUGAUAAUUUGCAAGCGAAAAAUGAAGGUGCAAGAACAUUGAGGGAUAACAACUUCGAAGUAGAGCAGGAAAGCUUGAAGAGUGAAUCGGUGAUUGAGAAUGCUUCCAACCGUAUACAAGCGACAGUUGCAACUUCUGAACACGUUGGUGAGAACAUCUCGAACAGCGUGACGGCGGGUUGUUCAGCUGCAGAAGUUCCAAACAGUGUCCAGAUGGUCGAAACCUCGGAGUCCCCAGCCGUGAGCGUAGCCACGGAUGCAGCGUCCAAUGACAAUAAGACUGAUGAGAGCACAGAAGGUAUUGAAUCUCCUACCGACAAUAAUUCACGUGAAACAUCCCCGGCGGAGGAUGCUGGAGUCGAAACCACCUCCAAGACUGACAAUGGUAUUGAUGAAGAGUCGAAGACUGAAAGCAGUUCUGAGCCAGCUGAAAAUGGUUCCGGAACUGACAAUCUCGAAGACUGCGAAGAGAGACCGACCAAGAUAGAGCAGAACGGCAGUGCUGUUAGCGCACAGCAAAGCAAAGAGACUGAUAGCAUCAAAGUGAAAAGGUUGCCCGUAGACAGUACCAACACACCAAGCGAAGAAAGCAAUGUUGCUGCUCAUUAGUAAAUGUUUUGACUAUUUGUAUGUUAGUUGAUAGUUCGCUGUAACAAUGUUCCUUUUAAAACUUCAGUAAUUUUGUUAUAUGUAAGUUUUUUUAUACAUUUUUCGCCUUUUUUUUUUCCUUGUGAUUUUUUUAUAUAUAUUUAUAGUUAGUGCUGGCUUUUGCAUUGUGUAUCACGGAGAAGAAUGAAUUUUGUGUUCAAGACUGAUCAUGCAUUUGUUUAUGUACCUGACAUCAAAUACUGACUGGACUUGGUUAUUGCGGAGUUGAUAUUGAAACAGUAUUCUUUUCUUGCACUGCUCUUCAUUCAGUGUCUUCCAAGCAGUUUACAUUUCGUUUUUUUAUAAAUUUUUUUACAAGAAUAAGACAUGGUACUAUGCUUUACUUUUGGUAAGGGGUUAUUAUAGAUACGUAUUAUAUAAUGUAUUAAUUAGGUAAUGUUAAUAUUUGUGUACUCAAGAUGUAUUUUCCUGACCCUUUUUUGAGGCAGGACAUUCCACUUUUUUUUUUGUAUCUUAUGUGUGAUGUAAUUUUGGUACAGUGGAAAUACAACUUUUUUAUUAAA